UUGAUGGCCUAGAGUUACCAAAGGGAGCCCCCUCCAAUGCAAGCAAAUCGAUCCCAGCUUUCGGCUUCGAGCGCGAAAAGUGGCAUGCAACGUAUGUCAAAUCCCAGCAAUGACAUUGCUGAGCAAUGUACCAGUCCCAUGAAAAUGAGAAGAAAAGGUGUUACAAUGCAAGGGUUCUGGAAGUAGAGAAAGGAAGCUUCACGCCGUUAGUUUUCUCAACAUCUGGUGGAAUGGGUGGUGAAGCUGAAAGACUAGUAAAGAAGCUUGCUAGCAAGAUGGAAUACCACAUAGGGCAAAGGUAUUCAGAUGCUGUUGGAUAAUUAGAAAGCGCCUUCGUUUCGAAAUCCUAAGAACAACAGUGAUUUCUCUACGGGGGGACAGAGGUGCAAGAAAGAACUUUGUUGAUAUAAACAGUUUAGAUUUGAAUUUGGAGCCACAAGGCAAAGGUUGAUAUUCAAAUUUUUCUCCCAAUAUUUGAGAUAGGGAAAAUAUUGAUUUUUUGAAAGGUUGUUUUUAUAUAGGGUCAUUGUGACAAUUAUGUGUAUAUUGUUUGAAUAAUUUACAUCUAAUCUAAAAAUAUUUUACCAUUGUUGUAAAUGUAAAUGUAUGUAUGGUUUAAUCUUUCCUGUUUAAGCUAUUUAGUCGGACUAAAUAGAUUCCACGUUUAUAGUGCUGAGGAAGAUUAUUGCCCAGUAAACAUGACUUCAUCUCAUUCAACCUCAUUUCCACCGGUAUUUGUCUAGAUGAUCCAGUUUAAAAGUGAAUAACGUCAAUGAGCCCAUGGAUAUCUCAACCGACUGCUUCAGCCAUCAGCGGAUACGUUAUGUGCCUUUAUAACCAAGACCCAUUUUCGUCUUUUCACGUAUCUAAGCUUCUGUACUGGUGGUGUUUGGAGUGCUUUCGAAUUAUGCAGUGGUGUAACCUAGUAAUAAAAUUAAAACAUAAUCGAGUUAAGUUCCUCAUAAUGAUAUUUCAUGACCUAGAAAUAAAGAGAGAAAUAAGGAAAUUCAGAAUGGUCGAAAGAGGGAGACUAUCAAUCGUUUGUAUCAAUCCUUUUGACCUAUUUCGUCAUUGUUUAACUCAAUCAAUAAGAAAGGUAUUCAAUACAUUUAAUUACAGGAAUGAGUUACGGUGAAUGGAAAUCACCAAUUACAUUGGAUGUUGUAACACCUGAUGCAACUGAGAUUUCCACUGCAGCAAUAGACAGGGUGACAGGAAAGUUAUUUUGGAGAUCAAAGAAACCAACCGGCCAAUUUGUUGUUAGCACUGGUGAAAGUGCAAGCUCGGCUAUUGAGUGGACCCCUGAAAGUUUUAGUGUUGUAAGCAGAGUACAUGAGUAUGGCGGAGGUGCAUUCUUUGUCCACAAUGAGGAACUUUUCUUUGUCAAUAAAUCUGAUCAGCGGAUCUACAAGCAAAGUGCCCCUGAUGCUACCCCAGUACCUGUAACAGCAGAUUUUGGUGAUGGUAAGGUACGCUAUGCUGAAGGUCAUAUCAACACUUUCAUUGAUAAAAUUGUUUGUGUCCGAGAAGAUCACCGAGUUGAAGGUAAGGAAUGUAUCAAUACCAUUGUUGCCAUAGAUCUGUUGACUGGCAGCCAAAAUGUAUUGGUGGAGGGUGCUGAUUUCUACAAAAGUGUUGAUACUUUCGAAAAUAAAAUCAUAUUUGUUUCCUGGAACCAUCCAAAUAUGCCCUGGGAUGAUACACAGAUGAGUGUUGGGGAAUUGGUGAUGGAGGGAAGCGUUGCUUCAGCUAAAAAUGUUAAGAUUGUAUCAACUGGUGCAUCUCAUUUGCAGAGUAGGUUCAUUAACAAAGAUGAAUAUCUGUACCUUAGUGACAGAACCGAUUUUUGGAAUGUAUGGAAGUCAUCUGAUGAAACCAAGCCCUGGUAUAAGAGCAACAAUGAACCAGGGUUCCCUUUUGGUUGGUGUUUUGGAUAUCCUGGAUAUGGUAUAACUAAUGAUGGAAUUGUUAUUGGAGCAAAGUCAAAAGAUGGCAUGGAUAAUUUUCUGUUUGUUGAUAUUGAUAAUCCUCAGACAAUCUUAAAAGAUCUGGGUCAAUUGAUCAGGAGCAAAGGCUACUCAUUUGGAACAUUUACCAAUGUUCUUUGUCAUGGCCAUUAUGUUUAUGCCCUUGGUAUUGAUGACCCUGCUAAUCCUCUCACUCUUCUUCGAGUAUCAUUGAAGGAUGAUUCUGUUUACAUUUACAAUAAUGAGUCAGCUGAAAAAGAGUUGAUGCCAUACAUAUCCUACGCAGAGUCAGUUGAGUUCCCAACUACCGACAAAAAUAUGAAUGCUUAUGGCUUUCUUUAUAGACCAAAAAAUCCUGAUUUCAGUCCAGAUGAAAAAGAAAAGCCACCUCUUCUCUUACGUGUUCAUGGUGGUCCAACUGGAAUGGCAAUGAGAAGUUUAAGUAUGAAAACACAAUAUUUCACUUCAAGAGGAUUUGCUGUCUUUGAUCUCGACUACAGAGGUAGUUCUGGAUAUGGGAGGGCUUUUAGACAAGCUCUUUAUGGUAAAUGGGGAGUGUAUGACAUAGAAGAUGCCAUUUCUGCAGCCCAGCAUCUAGUAAAUGAAGGGAUAGUUGAUGGAAACAGAUUGAGUAUUGAUGGAGGAAGUGCAGGAGGCUACACAACCAUGGCUAUGAUGGUCUUCAAAAAAUACUUCCAUGCUGGAGUUUCUUACUACGGAGUUUCUGAUCUCUUAGGAUUAGCAAAGCAUACCCAUAAAUUCGAGUCUCAAUAUCUGACCAAGAUGAUAGGAAAACUCCCUGAAGAUGAAAAGAUCUACAAAGAAAGAUCACCUUUGUGCCAUGCUAGCCAGCUGCAAUGUCCUAUUGGGUUCUUCCAAGGUUCAGAUGAUUUUGUGUGCCCUCCACCACAGUCUAAAGAGUUGUACAAUGCUGCCCUGGAAAAUAGAGUUCCUACAUUUUAUGUGGAGUAUGAGGGCGAGGCUCACGGAUUUAGAAAAGCUGUAAAUAUACAAAGGUGCAUUUCAAAUGAGAUUUAUUUCUACUCUAAAAUAUUUGGCUUCAAACUGGCUGAUGAAACAAAGAAUCCACCACCAAUAAAGAACUUGCCUGAUCAAAGUUAAAGAAUAUUCCUAGCUGUGCUAAUUGUAAGAGAUUGUAUGAUAUAGCAGUUUAAGGAUACCUAUUAUAUUGCUAUCUUAGUCAUUGAUUAUAUUAUCAUUGUUUCAUAUUGAUUCAUAUUGAUUGUUAUGUUAAAUUUGGUUAAAAUUCUGUUUAAAUACUGUCUAUUAGUAUUUAUUUUAAUUUUUGUGUAUAAUUAUGAAUACUAUUAAGAAAAAUAUCAAUCC
Bolinopsis microptera is the source of this 3314-nucleotide messenger RNA. RefSeq lists its product as uncharacterized. The transcript has a single exon. Bases 1122 to 3089 code for a protein of 655 amino acids. Lineage: Eukaryota; Metazoa; Ctenophora; Tentaculata; Lobata; Bolinopsidae. Gene Ontology annotation, biological process: proteolysis. The record is from RefSeq and is a predicted model, not a curated record. Gene Ontology annotation, molecular function: serine-type peptidase activity.